AUGGAGCUCGCGGAGGCCGUCCGGUGCGAGGCCGCCUUCGGGAUGCGCGUGCUGCAGCACCUCGCGGCCGAGCCCGGCGCCGGCGGCAAGAACCUCGCCGUGUCCCCGCUCUCCAUCCACGCCGCGCUGGCGCUCCUCGGCGCGGGCGCCCGCGGCGCCACACUCGACGAGAUCGUCGCCCUCCUCGGCCCCGCCGGCGGCCGCGCCCACGCGCUGCUCGCGUCGCACGUCGCCAUGCACGUGUUCGCCGACAGCAGCGGCGGCGACGGUGGGCCGAAGGUGCAGUUCGCCAACGCCGUCUGGGUCGACGCCACGGCGGCGCCCCUCAAGGCCGACUACGCCCGCGUCGUCGCCCAGCACUACGCCUUCAAAACCAUGGAUCGAUCUUUUUUCCAGCCGGAGGAAGCGAGGCGCGAGAUCAACGAGUGGUUCGAGUCGGCGACGGCGGGCCGGAUCAAGGAGUUCCUGCCUCAGGGCUCCGUGGGGUACGACACGGCGGCCAUCCUCGGGAACGCACUCUACUUCAAGGGCGUCUGGGAGAGCACGUUCGACGCCCGGCUCACGCGGCACGACACCUUCUUCUACCUGCAGCCCGCCGGCGUUGAGGGCCAAGUCCGCGUGCCGUUCAUGUCUAGCGGCGAGCGGCAGUACAUCGCCUGCCGCCCGGACUACAAGGUCCUGAAACUCCUCUACGCGUGCGGCAGCGGGCUGGCCUCCAGCCCGGAGCAGCUCGAGGCGGACUCCAUGGCGCUGCGGAGCACCGUGGCCGUGGGCGCAUUCAAGGUGCCAAAGUUCACCAUAUCGUACAAGACGGAGGCGAGCGGGAUGCUGCAGAGCCUCGGGCUGCGCCUGACGUUCAGCACCGCCGCCGACUUGUCGGAGUUGCUGCAACCCAUGUCGCCGCCGCUGGUCGUGUCCCAAGUCUAUCACGAGUCCUUCGUGGAGGUGAACGAAGAAGGGACCGAAGCGGCCGCGGCGACAGCCAUCGUUGGUAUCUUCGGUAGUUGUUCGGGGGGCUGGAGCAGGCCGGUCGACUACGUGGACUUCGUCGCCGACCACCCCUUCAUGUUCUUGAUCAAGGAGGAGCUCACCGGCGUUGUAGUGUUCGCCGGCCAAGUCGUCAAUCCUUCGCUCUAG
Messenger RNA from Triticum turgidum subsp. durum (durum wheat), 1137 nucleotides. Lineage: Eukaryota; Viridiplantae; Streptophyta; Magnoliopsida; Poales; Poaceae. The record is from the annotation of a GenBank genome assembly.